AUGCUUCCUCUUAUGAUUUCUGAGAACCAGAGUGGGUUUUUGAAAGGUAGGCUCAUCAUUGAGAACAUUCAAUUAGCUCAAGAAAUUGUUCAAAACAUCAAAAGCAAGAACAAAGGGGGAAAUGUGGUGAUUAAGCUUGACAUGGCAAAAGCAUAUGACAGAAUGUCCUGGCCCUUUAUCAAUGUUGUUUUAAGAAAAUUUGAUUUCUCUGAGGAAGUCACAAAUCUUAUUAUCGAAAUUGUCUCCAAUGUAUGGUAUUCUAUCAUUAUCAAUGGCACAAGGAAUGGAUUCUUCUCUUCAUCACAGGGCCUAAAACAGGGAGAUCCUCUUUCCCCCUCUCUUUUUAUUAUUGGUGCAGAAGUAUGCUAUAGUAAUUUUUACAAGUGGAAAUACCAAAUCACUCAAAAUGAUUAUGAAACAAAUCCAAUGCACCAGGAACUAGCCCUAAACGGGGAUAAACAAGAUUAG
This is a messenger RNA of Lycium ferocissimum, 468 nucleotides long. RefSeq names its product secreted RxLR effector protein 78-like. The transcript is spliced from 3 exons. The coding region runs from base 1 to 468 and encodes 155 amino acids. Lineage: Eukaryota; Viridiplantae; Streptophyta; Magnoliopsida; Solanales; Solanaceae. The record is from RefSeq and is a predicted model, not a curated record.